AUGUACAUCCGGGGAAAAUUGCUAUUCGGGAUGUUGGUCUCGAAUAAAAGACCUAAUCAAUCAAACAUUUCACUCUUACUAGCUUCGUGCUUGGGGGACUUAUGCACAUCCAGGGUGUCUAGCCCGGAUAGCCAACCAAGUUGGCUAGUACAGCUAGCCCACAAAGGUGUAUUGUGGAAGAAGACUUUGAAGCUUGACUUUGUUCAAAAGCAUACGAUUCAGGGAAGGCCGAAAAGUUGGAGUGAAUUUAGAUUGAAAUCUUAG
Messenger RNA from Vicia faba (fava bean), 264 nucleotides. NCBI's taxonomy places the organism in Eukaryota, Viridiplantae, Streptophyta, Magnoliopsida, Fabales, Fabaceae. The record is from the annotation of a GenBank genome assembly.